GCGGGCGUAGGCUAGGAGUCCGGGUCAGAGUUUAGGGCUUUCAAAUUGCAACUUGCCUCUGGGGCUUGCAUGGCCGAUGUUUAAAUCGCCUAGUCAAGCGAACCGGCUCCCUCUUGCUUCAGCAAACCCUGACAGACGUCUCCUAUUUGACUUGAGGCAGCAUAGUGGCCAAGUCGAUUGGCCGUGGCAAGUGACCCUCCCCGUAGCUGAAGUGUUCUAAGGACUGGAGAGGGGCGCGCCAUGCUUGCCCCCUGCUCAAGUUGGGAGCUUGGCUGCCUCCGUCUCUGUCUCCGUCAGGUCCGAUUGUGGGCUGGCACUGGGCGCUGGGCUUCCUGGGCUUGCCAAGCCAGGCCGUACGGCUCAGGUCGGGGCAAGCGCUGGCCCGGAUCGGAGGCUGAGGUCCCUCCGCCUGGCCCGGCGCGCCGGACUCUGAAGGAGUGGACGCUGCAGGUGAGCCCGUUCGGUCGGCUGCGGGCGCGGCUCCCGUGCCACCUGGCCGUGAGGCCCUUGGACCCCCUCACCUACCCGGAUGGCGACCGCGUGCUGGUCGCGGUGUGUGGCGUGGAGGGCAGCGCGCGGGGCCUGGACGGCCUGCAGGUGAAGUACGACGAGGCUCUGGAGGAGAUGGCCAUUUUGUCUGACACUAUCGACCCCCAGGCGUUCGUGGAGGUGAACGCGCCCCUGAAGUUUGGUUUAGAUAUCAAGUCAUCAGGGUCUGGCUGUGUAAAAGUUCAAAGUAUUGAGUGUGAUAAUUGCAAAAUUGAAACAGAGCAUGGGACUAGCGUCUUGCAGUCUGUUAAGGGUCAAAAAUUGCAUGUUCAAACAAAAGGAGGCAAAGUGAUCUGUCUGGGAACAGUUUAUGGAAAUAUAGAUAUUCAUGCAUCAGAUAAAAGUGCUGUUACCAUAGAUAAACUGCAGGGAAGUUCUGUUACUAUAUCUACUGAAGAUGGUUUGCUGAAAGCCAAGUAUCUUUAUACAGAAUCAUCAUUUCUGUCUUCUGCUGCUGGGGAUAUUACAUUAGGAAGUGUUCAUGGUAAUAUAACAUUACAAAGCAAGAUGGGUAACAUCACAGUAGAUUCAUCUUCUGGAUGUCUAAAAGCCUCAGCUCAUCAGGGUGCUAUAGAUGUUUAUGUCAGUCAACUGGGGACAGUGGAAUUGAAAUCCCGUGAAGGUUCUAUUAUUGUCAAGGUUCCAUCUUCACUUGAAGCUCAUUUACAGUUAUCAGGGAAAGAGGUUGAUGUGAACUCAGAAGUCCAUGUUCAGGAAAUGACUGAAGCUCAUAAAGAUGAUGUUGUAACAGUGACUGGACUCAUGAAUCAAGCAAGCAAACGUGAAAAAUGGAUUAAGGCUGAUGCCCCAAAAGGCACUGUAAGUUUUAGAAGGCAAAGUUGGUUUCAGUCCCUGAAACUGCAGGACUAAGACUGAUUUGAUUUGGAUUUAUGAUUUUUAACAAUGAUUCGCAGAUCUGUGACUACAAAAAUGUAAAUCCCACCGUUCAUAUAAAGGUUGAAAACAACAAAUUGAGAAUGAAUACUGGUGAACUGUUUUGGGAGGCUUUUUCAAAAUGUGUACUUUGCUAUUGUUUUCAUUUUCUACUGCUGUAUAACAAAUUACCACAAAUUUAGCAGCAUAAAAUAAUACUCAUUUAUAG
This is a messenger RNA of Mandrillus leucophaeus (drill), 1651 nucleotides long. It is a transcript of the gene FAM185A, whose product is annotated as family with sequence similarity 185, member A. The transcript has 8 exons. The coding region runs from base 241 to 1419 and encodes 392 amino acids. The record is from RefSeq and is a predicted model, not a curated record. Lineage: Eukaryota; Metazoa; Chordata; Mammalia; Primates; Cercopithecidae.